ACAGUGCAUGCUCAAGAUGCAGGACAAUACAAGAUUUCAUGCAUGUUUAAGAUCAUGAUUUAGGAAAACUACUGUAAAUUGGUCAGUAAUGUAGAUCUGUAGAUGCCUCGAACAACAAAAACAUCCUCAUAAUUUCACAUAUCAAUAAAUUUGUUCAAACUUUGCUUCAUUUUCCCGCUUCAUAUGUAAACCUAUCUGAGUGUGUCCCUUGCAGGCUCCUGUACCGCUGGACAUGCCUGAGGACAUUUGAGGAGCAGCUGGUCUCUGUCUAUUUCUGUCCCGGGCCUGAAGAGCUACAGUGGGUCAGUCUGUGGACACUGUCAAACUUCAGUAAAAAUCAGCGAGAGAAUGGCCUUCCUCUGAAUGAACCAGUGUAAUUCCUUUGGUGACUUUUUCAAAACAUCGACCUCCUCAUGGACCUGUUUGAGAUCCGUGGGGGGCGACUGGACGUGAUCGAAGAAGAGUCAGAGCAUCCAGACUUCAGCCGAGAGUCCUUCCACAUGGAGGGUCCUGGUGUGGGGGGGCAGGGCGGAGGAGCCGCCCAGGGCCACAGGGGGACGCUGCAGCGAUUCUCUGUGGACACAAACGAUUCACUACGAUUUGAAGCCUGUGAUACUCCAUCUCCAACCAGGGCGGACGACGGGCAGGAUGAUGUGUUCAAAGACGUGGAGAAUGAAAAUGAUGAGAUCCGUAACAAGCUCCAGGAAAAAGUUACAGAGAUGGAGAACUUUGCCGGACAUUUGGAGGAAAUCUUUCUCACUGUGGAGGAGAACUUUGGCCGUCGGGAGCAGCACCUGGAGCAGCAUUAUAAUGAUGUUCUUCAGACUCUGUCUCAGAGAUACGACGACAGAGCGGCCGCUCUGGAGGAUGAGAAGAAGUCCAAACUGGAGGCUCUGUACAGACAGCUGUUGGACUGUGGUCGAGCGCUGGACUCCUCCAAAGAGCUGAUCGAGAGUGCGCAGGAAGUGCACCGUUGUCAUGACAAGAGGCUGUUUCUCAAGAUGGUGAUGCCCACAAUCAAGAGGAUAGAAGACUUUGCUAAAGAGGACAUGGACCUGACCCUCUCCACGUCUCUGGAGUUCUCCACACCGCUCUCAGAUCUGUCUGAUGUUAAAACCAUGAUGGACUCCAUCAACGUCGUCCCAGCUCCGUCCGCUCCGGUCAUAAACCCUCAGAGUCCAAACUCAGCCUCUCAGACAUCUCUGCGUGUUUGCUGGAGCCUGUUUUCAGACGACACAGUGGAGUAUUAUGAGCUCUACUACCGCCCUGUCUUGGAGGACUGCCCCUCCAACGACUCCUCUGCCCCCCCAGUGAAUAAAGUGAAAGUGAAGGAGACUCACUGCACUGUGUCAGAGCUGCUGCCAAACGCUCAAUACGAACUCUGGGUCACGGCCACCAACACGACCGGAAUCAGCCCGGCCAGCGAGAAAGCCCUCUACAUGACCGUGCCCUGUCCUCCCGUCCUGAACCAGAGGGGGUACCUGAGCUGCCCCGAAGCCGCUCUGAUCCGCUGGGAGUCAGGCAACACAAACCCGGUCGACUCGUACACCGUGGAGAUCAGAGAACUGACCAGAGACGGAUUGGAGAGUGACGUCAAAGAGUCCAUCGUGGCCGUCCCCUCCUGUCAGUGUCUGGUGCAGCUGCAGCCGGGACAGUCGUACGUGAUCUCAGUCCGAGCUGUGAACAUCGGGGGUCCCAGUGAGAGGAGCCGGGGUCUCACUGUCCACACCACAGGUACUUACUUCAGUCUGUUGGAGGAGUCGUCCCAUCAGUGCCUAUGCUUCUCUGAGGACAUGCUCACCAUCACUUAUGGGUAUGAGGACCCGCCCAUCAGCGCCAUGGCCUUCGAUGACACAGGAUUUACCAGGUGUGUGGCGGUUCUGGGGGACCUGAUCCCGGUCCGAGGGCUUCAUUACUGGGAAGUGGAGGUGGAUGAUGAGACGGAGUACAGAGUGGGCGUGGCCUGUGAAGACACAGACAGGAACUCUUAUCUAGGCGCCAACAGCACGUCCUGGUGCAUGAGACACAUCCUCACCCCAACACGACAUAAAUAUGAAUUUCUUCACAACGGCUGGAGUCCAGACUUAAGAAUCACGGUGAACCCAGUCCGGAUCGGAGUGGUCCUGGAUUACGACCAUGGGACCCUCUCUUUCUACAACGCUGACCUCAAGCAGCACCUCCAUACUUUCUACUGUCACUUCAGCAGCUUUGUGCACCCGUGUUUUGGGCUGGACAACCCCGGCGAGCUCACCAUCCACAACGGGAUAGAGACCCCAAAGUUCACCUUCAUCUGAGAGGACUGUUAAUGCUACUGAUCUACAGGACAUCACUUAACUAUGUUUUAAUCAUAGUGUAUGGUUUUAAUACAUAUUUGUAUAGUACUUUCAAUGACACUCAGAUACAUUUUAUUUAAGCAAAAUGUCAAUAGUUUCUAGAAGCGUUUACGUCAGAUAUCUGGCCUCAUACUGAAUCAGUGCAAUCAGAAUUACAAAUAAAUUAUGUCUUGUCCCAGAUAAGACUUCAGAUCCAGGCUGAUGGUGGAUCUGCAUUUGGUGUUGGAACGCUUUAACGAAUGACACUGGAUGAUCUUAAGCUGAAUUUGAAAAACACAAGAUAAAAGAAUUUGUAAUAAAAAUUAUUUUAAAA
Boleophthalmus pectinirostris (great blue-spotted mudskipper) is the source of this 2646-nucleotide messenger RNA. RefSeq names its product fibronectin type III and SPRY domain-containing protein 2. Lineage: Eukaryota; Metazoa; Chordata; Actinopteri; Gobiiformes; Gobiidae. Gene Ontology annotation, molecular function: protein binding. The record is from RefSeq and is a predicted model, not a curated record. The transcript is spliced from 14 exons. The coding region runs from base 414 to 2294 and encodes 626 amino acids.